Molecule: messenger RNA, 2115 nt
Organism: Lacerta agilis (Sand lizard)
Lineage: Eukaryota; Metazoa; Chordata; Lepidosauria; Squamata; Lacertidae
Gene: FADS6
Product: fatty acid desaturase 6
Exons: 8
Coding region: 237-1652 (471 amino acids)
Biological process (GO): lipid metabolic process
Cellular component (GO): membrane
Molecular function (GO): oxidoreductase activity, acting on paired donors, with oxidation of a pair of donors resulting in the reduction of molecular oxygen to two molecules of water
Source: RefSeq, a predicted model, not a curated record
GUACUAAACUGCAGGAACCAGACUAGUAACUAGUUAAGCUGGAGAAAGGACGAUGCUACUGCUUGCCAGUAGGUGGUGCUCUUCACUUGGCGACAACACACAGCCAGAUCUGACUUGGAUGAUCAUAAGAACACAAGAGAUGCCUACUUCAUCAAAUCAAAGUCCAGUAUCCACUUGCCACAGUGACCAACCAGUGGCCUUCAAGAAGCCCACAUGCUGCAGGACCUGAGGGAAGAAUGGAGCCACGGCAGGGCGAGAUGCUGAUGAAGGACAACCAGGAAUGGUGCCCAGAGAGAAGAAAAGAGGAGCAGCCCAAGGCAACAGAUGGGACUGGCAGAGGACCACUGCAGGGAGCGUCUCCUUUAAGCCCCGGGGUGGCGCCGGAAGAGGGGACCGGUUGCCAGGAUGAAGGUGAGAGGAGGCUAGGACAAGGGGUCGCCCCAAGCCAAGAGGGCACAGGUAUCAAGCGACAGCUGCCAAAUGGCUCUGGAAGAGAAGGCCCUUUGGAAGAGGAGAUUUCAGAAGCACAAAGCCUAAGUGCCCCCCAAGGCAAUUCGGGCCUAGGUAAAGAUGGAUAUCUCACUUCUCCCCAAGGAAACAAGAUGGGCGUAUUAAAAAGGCCAGCCAAGGAGGAACAGGAGCCAACCGGAGGGAGGAGGUCUGAGGAUUCCCUGAUGCGGGAGCUCUCUGAGAUGGUGCAGGAUGUGGUGAAGAGCAGCAGCUGGUGGGAGAGGCAUGGCAUCGAUGGCACAAUCAUCGCUUUGAACCUUCUCUCCCUGCCAGUAGGGUUCCUGCUUCUGCGUUCUGACAAUCUGUUCCCUUUCCUGUUGGGCAUUGCCAUCUUGGGUGUGGUACAUCAAACCCUCACUGUGAAGGGGAGCCACCUGGCCACCCACAAUGGUCUGGCGGAGUCCAAGUCCUGGGGGAAAAUAUGGGCCAUAUUCUUCAUUGAGGUUUGCUCUGCUUUCACGGCAGAACAGGCGUCCUACAACCAUGUGAAAAUCCACCACGCUUACACAAAUGUCAUCGGCCUGGGAGACUCUAGCACAUGGAAGCUUCCUUUCCUGAACCGCUAUGUUUACAUGUUCAUUGCACCCAUUGCAGUGCCCAUCCUCACCCCUUUGGUAGCCAUUGGCUUGCUCAAAGAAGUUGAAUUGAAGACGGCCAUCCGGACGCUCUGUUGCAUGUUUGUUGGCCUGUACUCCCAUUACUGGCUGCUGAUUAACAUCUCAGGUUUCCAGUCCAUGUGGUCUGCUCUCAGUUGCAUGCUGGUCACACGAGCUCUCCUUUCUCACGCUUACAUCCAUGUUAAUAUCUUCCAGCAUAUUGGCCUCCCAAUGUUCGCAGCUGACAAAAAGCCCAAACGGAUUCACAUGAUGAGCUGCGGCGUUCUGAACUUGCCUCGGAAUCCCCUGCUGGACUGGUCCUUUGGGCACUCGAUCAUCAGCUGUCAUGUGGAGCAUCAUCUCUUCCCAACACUUUCUGAUAACAUGUGCCUGAAGAUCAAGCCAAUUGUUUCCCGGUACUUGAAGGAGAAGAAGUUGACAUACAAUGAGGAUUCUUAUUGGUCCCGCCUGAAGUUGUUCCUGGCCAAAUAUGAAGAACUGAUGGUCCACGCGCCACCUAUUUCUGAACUUGUUGGGAUUCAGUGACAACUCUUCUAGGACACACAGCUAUUAUAAACCUAAGGCAAGACUGCUCUUUCCCAGGAUCAAGACAUUUAGAAUUCAGAUUAGGAACUGGAUCAAGCUAUCAAGGGGAACCCCAGCAUAUCAUUAAUAUCUUCCAUAUGGACAAGUAGAUGACCUUUUGGAUAAGAAACUGCACCUGCUCAGUGAUGAGUCAAAGGGGAGAUCAGUUGCUCCUAUACAAGAGAUAUUUUUAAUACCUUGACUCCCCUCCCCACUCUUUUAAUUUUGCACACCAACAACUUUGAUGCAUCCUUCCCAUGAAUUAUAGAGUAGGGAUGGUGAACCUACAGACCCUCCAAUCAAUACAUUGCUAGAUUAGAGUUUCAUUAUCCCUAAACAUGCUUGCUGGGGCUGAUGAGAGUUACGUUUCAGCAACAAAUGGAGAGCCGCAGGUUUGCCACUCCUCCUGUAAGGGCUGAGUCAU